AUGAGUAAUACUACCAUGACUGCUUCUGCUGAUCAAUAUUGGAUGCAAUUCUAUCAACAACCUCUCAUGGAUGAUCAUGCUAUAGAAAAUUUCUCUGAUUCAACUGUUAUGACGACAAAUCCUCUUCCAUUAGAAACCAUGGUUAUGAGUCCAACAAAUUCAUACUCAAACACUAGUGACCAAUUGACACCAAAGGGUGGUAAUGUAUCCAAACCUAUUAGAAGAAGAUCUAGAGCUUCUAAGAGAACACCAACAACACUUCUUAAUGCAAACACAACAAAUUUCAGACAACUUGUGCAGCAAUUCACAGGUUGUCCUAGCACUACUUCGUCGUCGUCGUUGUCGUCGCUAGGUGUUCAUAAAGGACCUAUUACCUUAAACUUUCAACAAGGUAACAAACAGAAUAUUCAACAUGAUACAUCAACAGCAACAGCAACAGCUAGGUUAAUGCCACAGUUUAGUAGCACAGGUUACAAUCAAGUUUCUAGGCCAUUUCCAUUGAAGAUGGAACAAAUUCAAGUGGCUCAGCAACAGCAGAAUGGUUAUAACUCAUUUGAUUAUGUCAAGAACAACGGUUUUAUUCCGAAUUCGGGUAACAUGGAUGUUUCUGAUGGAUUGGUUGUGGAUAAUGAUUUUAGUUUGCAAGAUCUAUCUGUGAAUGCAUUCUCUACUGAUACUUUUAUGUGA
Molecule: messenger RNA, 687 nt
Organism: Lathyrus sativus (Indian pea)
Lineage: Eukaryota; Viridiplantae; Streptophyta; Magnoliopsida; Fabales; Fabaceae
Source: the annotation of a GenBank genome assembly